Messenger RNA from Pelobates fuscus (common spadefoot toad), 1355 nucleotides. RefSeq names its product NGG1 interacting factor 3 like 1 (gene NIF3L1). The transcript is spliced from 7 exons. Gene Ontology annotation, cellular component: mitochondrion; cytoplasm. Lineage: Eukaryota; Metazoa; Chordata; Amphibia; Anura; Pelobatidae. The record is from RefSeq and is a predicted model, not a curated record. Bases 198 to 1316 code for a protein of 372 amino acids.
CGGUGUCCAUGUCCUCAUUUUAGUGACAGGUUCCGGGUUAUAUUUGCUGGUGGUUAAUAAAUGCAGAGUAAAUACAGAUUACAUGCAGAUACUUACAUUAAACAGCCUGCAAAUCCUUUAUAUGGAGACUUUCUGAGCAGUCCCUUACAGAGCAGACUUUUCCUGUUUGGCUUUCUAUCACACUUUACCCUCACUGGAUGCUGCUGAGCUGGACCUUCAAGAGUCUCCUUCAACCAACCAGUCUGAGGACGUGGUUAGCACGGCGCGGUGUAAUGGAUCUUUGUGCAGUGGUCUCUCAUCUGAAUGCAUUUGCUCCCCCAGCUUUGGCGGAGAGCUGGGAUAAUGUAGGUCUCUUGGUGGAACCCAGCCCUCCACACAUGGUCCAGAAACUCCUGCUGACCAAUGACCUGACGGAAGAUGUGCUGGAGGAGGCGGUGGGAAUGGGUGCUGAAAUGGUCCUGUCCUAUCACCCUCCCAUAUUCAAGGCUCUGAAGCGCCUCACUUGUGGGAACUGGAAGGAGAGGUUGAUGGUGAAGGCCCUGGAGAAACGGAUAGCCAUCUACUCUCCCCACACUGCCUAUGAUGCCCUCUCCAAUGGAGUUAAUGACUGGCUCGGGAGAGCAACUGGACCAUGUGUAUCAUUACCUCUGCGCGCCUCCUCGUCGCUGUCCUACCCUGGAGGAAAUGCCCACGUCUUGGAGUUCAGCUGUGGCCUCUCUGAGAGUGUAUUAUCCAGAGUAAAAUCCCUGCAGGGGGCUUGUCUGCGCACCUUUCAAGUCAGCGAGGAGGGAGAGAAUAGAACCCGCGUCCGUCUCAGCUGCUCCCAGAAGGCUUUACAGCAGACUCUAGCAAUCCUAGCUGAAGAUCCAUGUGUGUAUAGAAGUGUGGAGCUCCUCACCCUGCAGAAGCCCCCUCUUCUGGACACUGGGAUGGGUCGUCUUUGCACGCUGACUGAACCAGUUUCCUUAGCAACUGCACUUGAACGCAUUAAAACUCACGUGGGCUUAAAUCACCUGCGCCUGGGCAUUGGAAGGGGCAAAACCUUGGAAUCCUCAGUGAGCACGGUAGCUGUUUGUGCCGGAUCAGGGAGCAGCGUUCUGAGUGGAGUCCCUGCAGAUCUCUAUCUAACGGGUGAGAUGUCCCAUCACGAUGUCCUGGAUGCGGUGGCUGAAGGACGAAGCGUUGUUUUGUGUGAGCACAGUAACUCUGAGCGGGGAUAUCUGAAGGAGCUGCGGGUUCAGCUCGAGGAACGACUGGAAGGGAAAGUGCAGGUUGUGGUGUCCCAAACUGACAGAGACCCCCUGCAGGUGGUUUAAAGGGCGAGACUGAGAGAAUCCAAUAAAAUGCACUGUGUA